UUCGACAUCGAUCCGUCACGGUGACACGGCAGCCAAUCAACCGUCGUGACCCCCGGCACUGCGAUUAACCUAUCGCGUCAAAAACGACAGCAGCAGCAGCUACUUCCCGCUAGCACCGCCGCGCUGCAGGUCUGUACCAACUGGCUGGUCUUUGAUACUUCUCGUUCUUUCCGCAGACAGCGACUCUUUUCUCCCCUCAACGAAGCACAGCACAGACCGACAGCCCUAUCGACCAACCACCCGCCCGCCCCGACGCCCGACCCUCCAGCCACCUUUGAAAGGACCACAAUCCAAAGCACACCUUGGUAGCCGCCUCUGCUUCUGAGAAAUCGUGUCGUGCUCGAAUUUCCUUCGUCACCACCACCAUCAGUGCCUCCUGUCCACCCCCGUUCCUCCCGACUGACCACUCACAGCCGUACAGCAUCACGAGCAGCAGCAGCAGCAGAAUCUCAUCGCAAACAACAGUCCGUCGUUGCAAAUGUCUGCCCUUCCACCCGGCUGGACCCCCGACCGUCCCUCACCCCUACCGGUGACCCCAAGCUCUGCCCGGUUCCGCCGUCCCGAGCCCCCAUCAGCCCACAGUCUCCACAGCCACGCACCGGUGACGCCCUCGCCGCUGUCCCCCUUCUCGACCACGCCCCCACAGGCCGUCACCUCGUUCUUCAAUGCGGCUCCGCCAAAGACCCCCCGGCAGCCGUCGGCAUUCCCGGGGAGCCACUACUACCGUGCCCCACGGAGCGCCAUGACCUCGCCCUGUCGCUCAAACUACUCCUCGCCGUCGGUAUCCCCCACGCGGUCGGGGCGUCGCUCGCGGAUCCAGGCCCUGCUGGCUACCGACCCGUUGUUGUCGCGGCUGACCCCCACUGCCCUGCGGGAGAUGGCCAACGACCCCGAGCUGGGCUUCACAGCCGAAGAGAGGGCGUGGAGCAUGCGUGCUGCCGAGGGCAUCACCAGGGUUGGCGAGUGGCUGCGGGAGGUCGAGGGGUGGAAUAUCGCCUGGGGUAGGGGAAGCAAGAACGGCGAUGGCUACUUGCCGCCGGAGCCUGGCAUGCGGAGGAAGCGCCGCAAGAUGAGUCUGCGCAAGGACUCGGUCGAGGAGAUGCGGACUAUUUCUGAGGAGGAGGGCGAGAGCCCCGUCGGUAAUUUGGGAGCGUACUCCAGCGUGAACGAGCCCGACAGUCCUACUCCUGGCAGUGCUGCGGAUCGGAUGGGCGAUCUGAGGGUCAACCGCGGAGGGAAGCCGUUGACUCCGAUGCAGCUUAAGAUGCAGAAGAGAGCGGCGGUGGCCAUCGCGGGUAAAUCGAACUCCCCGCCAUUACCGUCUACGCCUCAGAAACACGCCGCUCCGAGGUCUUUUCCGGAAGCGUUGGCGGCCAGCACUAAUGGCUCGCGAGCUCCAUCGACACCGGUCCACAGCCAGCACCUCGCCGUGAGGGAAGAGUCUGACGAGGAGGAGGAUGAGAUCGACCCGGAUGACUACUACGGCUCGCUCGCCAAGGUGACCGUGAGGUACUACGAACAGCGCAUCGAAGCCAUCACCGAAGCAGUCGAAGAACUGGACGUCGAAGGACUGAAAGGAAAGGUUCUCUCCUACCGCACCGGUAUCGAAAACCCGCUCACCUCGUCGUCGGCCGUCAUCGCCGCCACCACCCUGCAGCUCCUGCCGCCACUGCACCGGCUCAUGAAGCUCCUCUCGAUCUGGGCGAUCCGCCUCGCCGUCCUCAAGAUCGUCCCCGUAUUCCUUCGCUGGCUCGGCAAUGCCCAGGACGCCCUGGACGCCGGCUACGAAGCUAUCCGCAUCCCCGCCAUCGCCGAUGGGUCGCAGAAGCUCGACGAGGAGAUCUUUGCCGUGAUGGCUGAGAACAUUCAGCAGCGCGUCACGGCGGCCGGGAGGAUUAUGGAUUCUAUGCUUGACGCGCUGGAGGGGCGCGAGGACGUGCUGCCCGAUAAGUGGAUCGGCGAGCUAGAAGAUAUUGAGGAGGGCGUCAGUAGCUGGGAGAUGGAUGCCGAACGCGUCGUGUUGGAGGGGCGGCUGCGAGAAGUCAGCAAGGCUGAAGAGUUCCGGAAUGAGAGGGAGAAGAUGCAGCUCGUCAUGGAGGGCGAGAGGGUGGCGGAGAAGGCGCGCGAGGAUGAAGACGCCGUCGAGGAUGUUCUCGAGAAGGUGGGCGAGCUCGAGCGCGGCCUCAUGGAAGCCCUCGAAACCCAGGAGGAUGUUACCCAAGGAAUCGAGAUCGAGGGCCAGACUUCGGAUUCCGAGCCGGAGGAGGAGUCCAUCGGGUUGGGCCUCGACAAGAGCUUACUCAUGCGCCUACGCGGAGUACAAUCCUCGGAGAUCGAAGCGGACCGCGGGAGAAGAUGGAGGCGUACCAGCAGUGUCGGAAGCCUGGCUGAAGUGGCAAGCAGCCCGAUCAAGAGUCCGGACAUGGAUACGGGACGGCUCCGCAGCGAGGCCGAAAACAGGGAGGGGACUGAGCGGAGAAGCUUCUUUGAUAGCGCUUUUGGCGAGCGGCUCAAGGACUGGUCAAUGGAUGAUGCCGUAUCGCCGUCGUCGCCGACGAUCGUCAUUACUGGGUUCGAUGUGCCGAAGUCGCCUAAGGGCUCUGCGCCGAAGGAGGUCAGCUCGCCCGAGAGGGACCCGCUCACUAUGAGGGAGGAACCCGCGGAGAAGGAAAUCGGACCGGCGGCGGCAGCUCUCGUUUUGCACACUUCCGGAUCAGGUCCACUGCCUGCUGCACCCCAGCCCGAAAUGUCAGCGGAUGCUAGCUUUCCCUGUGCCCCGAUGGAGGAUAAGGCUCUCUUGUCUGCGCCCACGUAUCCAGACGCCGAAGAGUCGGAGCAGUUCAUGACACCCCCGUUGGGUUUCGGAGAGCUGGCGGCUCACACCCCCACUUCUGUCGUGAAACUCCCCGGAACGCCGGAGAGCGUUGAUCAGGAGGUGGUGGUGGUUCCGGCUUUAACGACUCGCGCGGAUGCGAUUGGUGAUGAUAAGGCUUUGGCAGCUGUCGUGGAGGAGGCAUCGGCUGAAACACGAGCGAAAGUGGAGGAAGUGGAGGAAGAUGGGCUGGAGAUAGGAACCCCCGAAACUUGGACGGAAGAUGUUGUGCCGGAAAAGGAACCUGUUCAGCUUGUUCAGCCCGCGCAAGCUACUGCCCACGAGCAAUCUGCGGAGGAGGAUAUUCCCGCGAAGUCGAUUCCGACAGCCGAGGAGUCCGAGGAGUUCGAGGAGGCCGAUGUCUUUAGCACUCCCGCCGAGGAAAAGGCGGUGGAACUUACUCUCCUCGACCGGAAAGAACAGAAAGAAAAUGUCGCCCCAGUCGCGGUCGCGGUCGCAGCGGCGGUAGAGCCGGCGGUCUUGAUCAUUGCGGAAACGCCCGCUGAGGCGGAGGCGAAGGCGAUCGCUGUCGUGGAAGAACCUGCGGCGGAGGAACGGGAGGUCGCUGCUCCCGAGCCGGAAGUAAAUGUCGCCCCCGAGGAGACGCCGGAGGAGCAGCAGGAGACGGAAGAGGGCUUGCAGAGGGGGGUCUCGCCGAUGGCAGGAGUUACGGACUCGGUGAUCGCUGCGGCCGAAGAAGAUGCGGAAACGUCGUCCGAUGUGGAUCUAGUCGAGGAACGGGAGGUCACUCGCGUCGAAGAGCUGGAUGCCGUUUCGGGCGGGGAUAUCGCUUUCUCGCGGUCCGAAGAGGAGACAGAAGAGCAUCGGGAUUCCGUUCCUGUGGAGGCAGUCACGACGGUCGAGGAAAUUACGGAAAAGCAACCCACCGUGGCCCUCGUCGAAGAACAGGAUAUCACUCGGGUCGAAGAGCAGGAUGCUAUUUCACCUAGGGAUAUCGCCUCCUCGCGGUCCGAAGAGGAGACGGCAGAACAUCGGGAUUCCGUUUCGGUGGAGGCGAUCACGCCGGUCGAGGAAGUCAUCGAGGAAGUCACAGAAAAGCAACCUACCGUAGCCGCCGUCGAAGAGCAGGAGAUGGAUCAACCCAAAGAGAGGCUUGAACAGCAGGAUGAGGAAACCAUAGAAACCACGGAACCGCAACCCGGAGCUAUUCCGGUCGAGAAGCUACAGCUUGUUGAGCCAUUGGCGCAUGUUGCUUUGGUCCGGGAAGUCGCUUCUGUCAACGAACCUGUGGAAAUGCAGUCUGAGGCUGGGAGGAUAGAGGAGGAGGCGGAGGAGGUGGAGGGGCAAAGGGAUAUCGAGCCAGUGGUAGCAAUGGCCGCGCUUCAGGUAUCCGCGCCAGCCGAGGAAGCCACGGAAAUGUACCGUCAGAUGGCUUCCGUCGAUUCCGUCGAGAAAGAGGAUAUUAUCAAGGCUGAGGAUAAGGAGAAGGUGCCAGUGGUCACUACUACUAAAGAUGGGCUCGAGGAACCGUCGGUUGUCGCUGCCGCUGAGGAGAGGCCCGCCAGACUACAAAUCGCGCCGGUGGAGGAAGUCGCGCCAGUGGAGGAAGUCGCGCCAGUGGAGGAAGUUACGCCAGUGGAGGAAGUUGCGCCAGUCGAGGAAGCCGUGCCAGUGGAGGAAGUCGCGCCAGUGGAGGAAGUUCUGCCAGUGGAGGAAGCCGUACCAAUGGAGGAAGUGGCGCAGGCCCAGGAAGUCUCCAAGGCCGAAGAAAUCACCGAAACGCGACCCGAGGCGGAAACUGACGCGGAAUGCGAGGUCGCCCAGGCUAAGGAUAUGCUGGAGGAGCAACAAGCUGUCGCGCCCGUUGAUUUCAGUGAGUCUGAGCUAGCCUCGAUUGAAGAGGGCGAUGAGGAUGCAGAGGAUGGGGAUGAGGAAGAGGAGGAGAAAAAGAUUAUCGCACCGGUGGAGGAUAUGGUUUCUGUCGAAGAGGUGGUCCCGACACUCCCGGCUAAGGAACAAGACAUCGUACCGGCCGAGGAGGAGUUGGACGGGCAACAGGUGGUUGAAGCAGUCGAUCCCGUGGUUUCCGUCGGCGGUGGUGACAUUGUUGCAGAAGCACCGGCGGCUGUAGCAGUGUCGGUAUCUUCUCUGGUGGCCGCUGCGGGGCUCGGGCAGAUUAUCGUCGCGGAAGAGAAUGCUGGUAAGACCGAAGCCCUUCCCAUGGCUCCUGAAUCCGCCACCGAGAAGACGCCUGUGCUACCCGAGCCUAUUCACGCCGUUUCCGAGAUUGCCGACGUUGAGACGGUCGAAGAUGAGACGGCCGAGGCUGAGACAGCCGAGGAAGUUGUCAUUGAUACUCCUCUUGUCGCCUCUGUCGCAAGCGCCCGUAUCGGCCCGGUUAUCGCGGGUAAUCUUCAAGAGGACACCCGUAUGGAGAAGGUAGAAGUUGUACAGAAAGUCGAGGAGCAGAAGGAGGCGGUGACGGAAGAGAAGGGAACCACUGCGGAGUCAGUGCAGCUGGAACGGAUCACUCCUGCUACAACCAUCGCGGCUGAACUGGAAGAGGCUCCCAAAGAGGAGAAGUCCACAGUCAAGCCGCAAGAGGUCUCGCCUGCUGUCUCGUCGGCGGACGAGGUCACGGAGCCAGCUGCUGCUCAGACCCCGGCUGCAGCCGCUGGUGUUGAUAAGAGCGCUGAGGAAGAGACCACGGAUACGGCUGUUUCGGCUGAACUAGUUGUCAAGGACGCUCCUGUGGUUGAAGCGCCCGCCGCUGCCGAUGAGGAAGACACAAUCAAGCCAGCCCUGGUCCUUAAGCCUGUGGAACCUAAGGAGAAAGAUUUGGUCCUACUUCCACUCCAGGAUGAGGUGAGCGUUUCGACACCGGCGGAAGCUGUAGAAUCAGUCGUGGAGACCGUGCCUGCGGUUGAGAACAAGCUGGGAAUUCUGAAUGGCUCCACAACCGAGGCACCGCGUAUGGUCGUCGCCGAGAAUGAGACCACAUCGAAUGAGAGCGAGAAACCUAUCUUCGACCUCUCGCCCGGAAAGCUCUCUCACAUUCAAUCCGUAAGGCUCAUGUUUGAAGGGAUGGCAAGUCGGCCGCAGCCUGCCGAACCCGUUACCCCGUCUCGUGGAAAGUCUAUUGGAACGCGAAAACGGACUUCCGAGGACUCGGAUCGAGACGAACGGGCUAUUGAGAUCUCAAGAACUACUUCUAGACAGGCGACACCAGUCGUUGAUGAGGAUGAACGAUAUGAAUCAUCGCCUGAAAGGUUGCACGCUUCUCUUCUACCCUCGGUCUUCGACAGAGCCCCGGAUUUCGGAGACGUCGGACGUAACGUCAACCCGGGACACGGGUUUGGCGAAGCUUUUGCUGAUAUCGACGAUGAGACCCUUUCCGAUUUCGAUCGUGUGGUGGAAGAAGACGAGGACGAUAUGGACUACGAUGCUAGCAUGUCGGACAUCGGCCAGUUCCACAUAGGCUCGUCACCACCAAAGUUUGAGCUCAGCAGCCCAAUGCUGCCGUCUCCUCGUUCGGUUGAUGGAGAUGAUAGUCCAUUCACUCCCUACCGCGGUCAAGGUUUCCUCAAUGCAUCUACUCCCGGCGACGACUCAUUUACCGGAUUUGACGACUUUGAGGCGCCACCCGCUCCCACCUCUGCCCCUCCUCCUCCCGCUCCCCUUGGUCGCCGUAACAAAGCGCAUGACCUUCCAAGCAUCAUGGAGUCUCAAACUCCUCGCUCAAUGCAGGAGGAAUGGGGAAGCCAUGCGAAAAAGUUUCUUGGGGGACAUCCUAUGCAACCCAGUCGGUCGAAAUCGCCGAGCGAUGGAAGGGAUGAUGGCUCUGUGAAAUUCAAAGCGAAGGGAAAGCCUGCGAGGAAGCAGGUUCAGUCGCUCUUUUCCACCUCACCGCCAGCUUCAGAGGUUAACGACGACUCAACCACCACCCUGCCCGAGAUCGAUGGUGCACACGUACUGUUGCCAACUCCCGUAAAACGAGGAAUGUGGGCCCAGGCAUCCCUCAGCCAUCCGUUCGGCUUGGAUAGCAGCCCAGCCGGUGCCAGCGAUAUCUCUGGAAAUGAGCCAAGUUUCGCUCGGGGCAACAGUCCAGACUACGAUAUCCCGGCCGGGCCUGCCAUCAGGCUGCCCAAACGUGGCGGUGCACGGCCGCAGCAAUCCUACAUCAGCACUGUCACGCCCGAAAAGCGCCAACAGCGUGACCGUCCAUGGCUCGAGAAUUCCACCGCCAACAUGCAAGAUGUGCCUAAGGGACCUUCCACUCCUCCGCCUAGAGACCCGGAAGUCGAAAUGGAUGAGAGGAUCAACGAACUACUUAUGAGCCUCCCUAGAAAGGUUAAGCUCACUGCUUCGAACCUCCAGAAACUCAACGACAUGGUCAAGAAGCCGCCCGCACGCCCAUGGCAAUCUAGCAUCCCUGCGCCAAAGUCCGUUGUCACGUCCGCGAGCUCGGGCAGUCAACCGGGACAUGCCAGGACCAAUUCUCGCCGUCACAACGCCAGCGUGCAAGGGGACAUCAAGUGCUAUCACCUUCACCGCAACGAUGAUCAGCCGCCAAUGAAGCUCUAUGUCCGCCUUGUCGGCAACGCAAGACUGGUCUGCCGUGUAGGAGGAGGCUGGAGCGAUCUCGAGGAGUAUCUCAAGGAAUGGGCUCUCCACCAUGGAAGUAAGAUGAGGGCUGUUAGUGAAAGCGUUCUUCAAAUCGAGGAGAUCCCAUCCCACAAGGCCCCUUCAGGUCAGCCGAGUCAGCGUAACCUCCGCCAUAGCGCCAGCAACUCUAGUGUGGGCCAGCAUCAGAGAAGCCCAACACCAAAUGGGUACCUGCGGAGUCCAACCCCGACAUACGGCAGUCGGCCGGGCAGCUCGAGUGGCGAGCGAGGCAAGAGGAACGCCUCGCCGAUGUUCUCGAUCACUGCAGCACCGAGACGUUCUAUCUCGCCCCAUGUAACACCUAUGUUACUCCCCGGCCAGCCGGAGUCUCCGUCCCAUGCAUCCAGGGUGGGAGGGUCACUUGGCCCAUCGCCAAUGCUCAGAGGUCCAAAGACACCAACUAGCGACGGGUUUUCCGGACUUGGGCUGACACCUUCUCCCCCGUCCGGACCCUCUCGCCCCGCAUCACGUGGCCCUCCAUCGGGAUCGCGCCCAGGUUCUAGUGGAUCAUCAUUCGCCGGCCUACGACGACAAACCAGCCGACUCUCCUUCUCCGAAAGUGCCACCGACGAUCGGCCACCGCUCGGGCUCGCUGGACCCCGAGGUGGUGGAAAGAAUGUUACUCCCGAGCACCAAGCCUGGGUUGAGGGAAUGCUCGGUCAGGUACGCAGAGUUAGUGGCUCCCGCGCAAUCUACAGCUCUGCCAGCGAGGUCGGCGGCAGCGUCGGCGGCAGUGCCUACGGAGGCAGCGUAUUCGGCGACGAAGAACCGCAGCCCGAGCUCCGGCCGCAGCAGACGAGACCACACACCUCCAUGGGACGACCACAGACGUCUCUCGGCCGGCCGCAGACCGCAGCCGCAGCCGCAGCAGGAAGAAGGCGCAGCGGAUCGGCGAGCAUCGUCGCGCCCGGCAGACGCAGGAGUGGCAGCGCAAGCCUUGUGCAGGCGCAGCGAGAGCGCGAGUUGAUGCCGCGCGAGCAGAGCGUGAAGGAUAGGGAUAGGGAUAUUGCGGUGUCGCCGGAGGAGCCGGCGCGGGCUGUGGGACAGAUUCAGGUGCCCAGGACAAGGUCGAGCGUGGCUGGAUCAGCUAUCGGUACGGCGGGUACGGCCGAGACAAGGAGGGUCUUUCUCAAACGCGGUGAUGGAGGCGCGAUUAGGGGCGGUGGUGCGAGGAGGGCGAGCAGAGGGAGCAGUGCUCUGCCAAGGCCGAGUUCGAGGCUCGAGUGAGUGGGAAGGAAGGGGGGAUUGGAUUGGAUUGUAUUAGUAUUUGAUGAUUAUUGUUUAUUACCCAGGAAACUCUGUUUAGCGAUGCGUUGCAUGGGAGGGCGUUUUUAUACA
This is a messenger RNA of Tricharina praecox, 8836 nucleotides long. RefSeq lists its product as uncharacterized. NCBI's taxonomy places the organism in Eukaryota, Fungi, Ascomycota, Pezizomycetes, Pezizales, Pyronemataceae. Gene Ontology annotation, molecular function: microtubule binding. The transcript has 3 exons. The record is from RefSeq and is a predicted model, not a curated record. The coding region runs from base 479 to 8725 and encodes 2748 amino acids.